AUGUCGAAAGAAGAGGGGACGGAUUCAAAUGCAUCUUCUCGAGAAUCAACACCGACCUCAGACGCCCAACCAAAUACUUCCAAAUCUAGCUCAACCAAGAAAGCGAACAAGGUGUCGAAGCCACGCUUAACAGCAUCCCAGAAGAACUUCAACCACAAAGACGCCGAAAACAAGCGACGCACGGCUAUCCGUGAACGCUUCACAGAACUUUCUCACCUUGUCCCCGGCGCUCUAGGCCAUGAGAGAAGCGAGCAAGUCAUGCUCGGGAAAACGACUGAAUUUUUGAGGAAUAUGAUCAUAGAGCAACGGAGGCUGGAAGAGAUGGCUCAGAAGCAUGGUCUCACGAUGGAAGACGGCGAGAGGCUAAGGGAGGAUGAUUUUGCUGGGCCGAAGUGGAGGGCGAGAAACAUGGAGCAGUAUGAGGCUGGUAAGCAGAAGAAAGAAGUUAGCGAAUCCCAACAAGCGAAUUAUCAGGGGGAUGACGAGAACGAUUAG
Molecule: messenger RNA, 495 nt
Organism: Cladophialophora psammophila CBS 110553
Lineage: Eukaryota; Fungi; Ascomycota; Eurotiomycetes; Chaetothyriales; Herpotrichiellaceae
Exons: 1
Coding region: 1-495 (164 amino acids)
Molecular function (GO): protein dimerization activity
Source: RefSeq, a predicted model, not a curated record